GCUGCUAGUCGUGGCGGCGGCGGCGGCGGCGUUUCCUCUUGCUGGAGAGCGAUGAACACAGGAGGCGAGAGCGUCUAAGGCAGCUCCUCUGCGGCGCCGGGAGGGUCCCGGUCUACCCGCUCCUUCGCUCUCCUUGAUCCCACUGCGUGGCUGGCUCGCCGGUUGGCGCUGCGUGGGCUCCACGUCGCCGUAUAGAGAGAGAGGCGAGCAGGGAAGCUCCCGGAAGCAGCCAGCCAGCCCUCCGUUGUGCGCAAGGAAGGGUUCGGCUGCAGCGGUGCCAGCACCGGCAGCGAGAGGCGCUUUCCCUCGCCUCUCCCUUCCUGAUACCCCGCUCGAAACCCCUGUUCCCCUUAGUACCUCGAAGAGGGGGCGCUGGACCAUCAGGAAAGGAAAAACUAAUCCCCGGGACUUGAAUUCGGAGAGAGGCAGAGAGAAACAGACAGAGAGAUCCACCCCCGGCGAGCAGAGGGCAGAUCCGACGGAGAGGAGGACCCGACGGCUCUCCUGCACCUGGCGCCUUGGACUAACGAGGAGUCUGGAAGCACAGGAUGGUGGUGGUUCUCCGAGCCGGCUGCCGGGCAGCUCUCUUCCUGUGGAUUUUCAGCAACAUCAGCUGCAGAGCCCGGACAGCUCUCCCGUCCUCCCAAAAAUGUGACGAGCCCUUGGUCUCCGGCCUUGCCCCCUCCUUCUUCAGCAGUUCAUCAUCUAUGCCAUCUGCAUCAAACAGCUAUGCACCGGGUUUCGCAAAGUUAAACAAACGAGGAGGGGCUGGAGGCUGGUGUCCAUCAGAUAGUGAUCACUACCAAUGGCUGCAAGUGGAUUUUGGCAAUAGGAAGCAGAUCAGCUCUAUUGCUACUCAAGGCAGAUACAGCAGCUCUGACUGGGUGACGCAGUACCGGAUGCUUUAUAGUGAUACAGGGAGAAACUGGAAGCCAUAUCACCAAGACGGAAAUGUCUGGGCAUUUCCUGGAAAUCUAAAUUCUGACAGUGUGGUCCGGCAUGAUUUACAGCAUCCAGUUAUUGCCCGCUAUGUACGGAUACUUCCUCUGGACUGGAGUGGAGAGGGUCAAAUUGGACUGAGGAUUGAAGUCUAUGGUUGUCCUUACUGGGCUGAUGUUAUCAAUUUUGAUGGCCACGUUGUAUUACCGUACAGAUUUGGUCACAAGAAGAAAACAUUGAAAACGCUGAAAGAUGUGAUCGCUUUGAAAUUUAAAACCUCUGAAAGUGAAGGUGUUAUCUUCCAUGGGGAAGGCCAGCAAGGGGACUAUAUCACCUUGGAACUGAAAAAAGCCAAACUGGUGCUUAAUUUAAAUUUAGGUAGCAACCAAUAUGGCUCAAUUUAUGGCCAUACGUCUGUGACAACAGGGAGCCUCUUGGAUGACCACCACUGGCAUUCUGUAGUGAUAGAGCGUCAUGGGAGGAACAUCAACCUCACGCUUGAUAGGCACCUGCAGCAUUUCCGGAUCAAUGGGGAAUUUGAUUACCUGGAUUUGGACUAUGAGAUCACGUUUGGUGGCAUGCCAUUUUCUGGGAAGCCAAGUUCAAACAGUAGAAAGAAUUUCAAAGGUUGCAUGGAGAGCAUAAUAUAUAAUACCAAUAAUAUCACAGAUAUGGCCAGGAGGAAGAAAUUGGAGCCUUCUAAUGUGGGGAAUUUAAGCUUCUCCUGUGUGGAGCCCCAUACAGUGCCCGUCUUUUUCAAUGCUACCAGUUUCCUGGAAGUGCCUGGCCGUCCAAAUCAGGAUAUGUUUUCAGUCAGCUUUCAAUUUCGGACUUGGAAUCCCAAUGGACUUCUGCUGUUCAGCAAUUUUGCUGAAGGACUGGGCGCCAUAGAGAUUGACCUGAUAGAAGGCAAAGUCAGUGUCCAUAUCAAUGUCACUGGAGUGAAGAAAAGUCAAGUAGACAUAUCUUCAGGGGCUGGACUCAAUGACGGGCAGUGGCAUGAGGUUCGGUUCUUAGCAAAGGAAAAUUUUGCAGUGCUCACCAUUGACGGUGAUGAAGCCUCUUCCGUUCGAAGUAACAGCCCUCUGAAAGUUUUGACAGGAGAGAAAUAUCUGUUUGGAGGUUUUCUUCAGCUCUCAUUCCAAGGCUGCAUGCAGCUUAUCCAUGUCGAUGAUCAGCUGGUGGAUUUGCAUGCAGUAGAACAAGGAAAGCUGGGAAGUUUCGCCAACGUCAGCAUUGAUAUGUGCGCUAUUAUUGAUCGGUGUGUGCCCAAUCACUGUGAGCACGGAGGCAAGUGCGCCCAGACGUGGGACAGCUUCUCUUGCAACUGUGAUGCGACCCGAUACAGUGGAGCCACAUGCCAUAACUCUAAUUAUGAACUCUCUUGUGAAGCAUAUAAACACUUGGGCAAACCAACAGGCUUCUACUGGAUAGAUCCAGAUGGCAGCGGCGCAUUGGGACCGUUGAAAGUGCACUGCAAUAUGACAGAGGACAAAGUGUGGACAACUGUGAAUCAUGAUUUGCAGGAACAAUCCCCAGUGGCGAGCAAGAAGCCAGAGAAGCACGCUUUGCUGCAGCUGAAUUACAGCGCCACCAUGGAUCAGAUCUCGGCCAUCACAAGCAGCGCCGAGUAUUGUGAGCAGUUCAUUUCCUACACCUGCAAAAUGUCAAGGCUGCUGAACACCCCAGAGGGCAGUCCAUAUACCUGGUGGUUUGGGCGUGCCAAUGAAAAACACUACUAUUGGGGAGGCUCUGGACCAGGCAUUCAGAAGUGUGCGUGUGGCAUUGAACGCAACUGCACUGAUUCCAAAUACCACUGCAACUGUGAUGCCGAUUCGAAAAAAGAGAGAAAAGAUGCUGGCCUCCUAUCUUACAAGGACCAUCUGCCUGUCAGUCAAGUAAUGGUUGGAGAUAUCGACCGGCCUGGCUCAGAAGCCAAGUUGACUGUGGGGCCCCUGAGAUGUCACGGAGACCAGAAUUAUUGGAACGCAGCCUCAUUUAUUACUCCAUCUUCAUAUCUCCACUUCUCCACCUUUCAAGGCGAAACUAGUGCUGACAUUUCUUUCUACUUCAAAACAUCAGCAGCUGAUGGAGUGUUUCUUGAAAAUCUGGGGAAUACAGACUUCAUCAAACUUGAGUUGAAAUCUGCAACAGAUGUCUCUUUUUCGUUUGAUGUUGGAAAUGGCCCUGUGGAGAUCAAUGUGAGGUCGCCUAGUCCACUCAAUGAUGACCAGUGGCAUUGGGUCACUGCGGAGCGGAAUGUCCAGGAGGCCAGCCUGCAGGUGGACCAGCUGCCCAAAGAGACCCGGAAGGCUCCCACGGAAGGACACACCCGCCUGGAGCUCUACAGCCAGCUCUACGUUGGUGCCGCAGGAGGACAGAAGGGGUUUCUGGGCUGCAUUCGCUCUUUGAGAAUGAACGGUUUGACUCUGGAUUUAGAAGAGAGAGCCAAAGUCACCCCUGGUGUGAAACCUGGGUGCUCCGGCCAUUGCACCAGCUUUGGGAUGUACUGCAAGAAUGGUGGCAAAUGCGUUGAAAAAUACCAUGGCUACUCCUGUGAUUGCUCUGGGACAGCAUACGACGGUCCAUACUGCAAAAAAGACGUGGGUGCUUUUUUUGAAGAGGGAAUGUGGCUCCGGUACAAUUUUUCAUCUGUGGGGAAUAAUGUGAAAGACUUAGGUAGCAGAACUCUCUUGAGCUCAAAGGAAACAGAGAACGCUGUGUCAGACCAGAGCCUGAAGAAAGAGGAGCUGAGCUUCAGCUUCAGCACUAACAAAGCCCCCUGCAUCCUCCUGUAUGUCAGCUCUUACUCCCAGGACUACAUGGCUGUGCUGGUGAAUCCCUCCGGAAACUUACAGAUUCGAUACAACCUUGGAAGCACCAAAGAGCCGUGUAUUAUUAAUGUAGAUCACAGGAACGUCUCAAAUGGACAACCACACAGCGUUAACAUAACACGCCAAGGAAGGUUUAUCAGUCUCCAGCUGGACCUCUACCCGGCCGUCACCUACACCCUGCCAGCAGCAUCAAGCCUUCAGUUCCACUCAUUGAAGUCACUCUUCCUAGGAAAAGUAAUAGAACUUGGAAAAAUUGACCAAGAGAUCCAUAAAUACAAUACCCCGGGAUUCUCUGGCUGCCUGUCCAGAGUCCAAUUCAACCAGAUUUCCCCGCUCAAGGCAGCUUUGAGAGCCACAAACAUCUCCUCUCACAUCCACACAGAAGGAGAACUUGUGGAAUCCAACUGUGGUGCAAACCCACAAACCAUCCAACCAAUGUCUUCCGCAACGGAUCCGUGGCAUUCCGAUUCAGGUGCCGAUCUUCCUUACAAUGGUCAAGUGAUUGGAGGUGGUGUUAACAGGAAUUCAGCCAUUAUUGGAGGUGUCAUUGCUGUUGUGAUCUUCACCAUCCUCUGCACCCUUGUCUUCCUCAUUCGCUACAUGUUCCGCCACAAGGGAACUUACCACACCAAUGAAGCCAAGGGGGCAGAAUCGGCAGAGAGCGCUGACGCAGCCAUUAUGGGCAACGACCCCAAUUUUACUGAGACCAUUGACGAAAGCAAAAAGGAGUGGCUGAUCUGAAACUGGAAGCAGAAAGAAAAGCCGACGGCUGG
This is a messenger RNA of Zootoca vivipara (common lizard), 4546 nucleotides long. It is a transcript of the gene CNTNAP2, whose product is annotated as contactin associated protein 2. The record is from RefSeq and is a predicted model, not a curated record. NCBI's taxonomy places the organism in Eukaryota, Metazoa, Chordata, Lepidosauria, Squamata, Lacertidae.